Messenger RNA from Nerophis ophidion (straightnose pipefish), 8790 nucleotides. RefSeq names its product echinoderm microtubule-associated protein-like 6. The transcript has 42 exons. The record is from RefSeq and is a predicted model, not a curated record. NCBI's taxonomy places the organism in Eukaryota, Metazoa, Chordata, Actinopteri, Syngnathiformes, Syngnathidae. Gene Ontology annotation, molecular function: microtubule binding. The coding region runs from base 329 to 6193 and encodes 1954 amino acids.
UCUUUCUGGACCGUACAUGGGUUGUUUUAUUUUGAAGGUGAGGACCGGAUGUGCUGGCGUUAAUCCCAUGUAGGUCGCGUCCUAGCUUUCGACGUGUCUUUCUGGACCGUCCACUGGUUCGGUCGGGGUUCCGCUGCGGGUGACAGGGUUCUCCCGCCGGCAUGCGGGGACAUUUCCCGCCGGGAAGAAGGCGCUGCUGACGGCCUGCGCUAAUCUGCUUUCGGACAGGAGGCAUCAAAGGAUGAAGUCUGAGGCGGCGGGUGCAGGUGCAGGUGUGGGGGAGGGGCGGUGACCUUUCAGACUUGUGCGGUGUCCAGAUCUUGGUGACAUGGCGGACAAGACGGCGCCGCGCUGCCAGCUGAGGUUGGAGUGGGUGCACGGCUACCGCGGCCAGCAGUGCCGCAACAACCUCUUCUACACGGCCGGCAAGGAGCUGGUCUACUUCGUGGCCGGGGUGGGCGUGGUUUACAACGCCAGAGAACAUGCCCAGAAGUUCUACCUGGGCCACGACGACGACAUCAUCAGCCUGGCGCUCCAUCCCGACAAAGUGCAGGUGGCCACGGGUCAGGUGGGCAAGGAUCCUUACAUCUGCGUGUGGGACACCUACGCCAUGCACACCGUCUCCAUCCUGCGUGACCUGCACACGCACGGCGUGGCCUGUCUGGCGUUUGACGGCGACGGACAGCGCCUGGCCUCCGUGGGACUGGACGCGAAGAACACCUUGUGCGUGUGGGACUGGAGGGGCGGACGAGUCCUCGCCACAGCCACCGGCCACUCGGACAGAAUCUUUGACGUGGCCUGGGAUCCGCUUGUGUCCGCCCGAUUGGUCAGCUGUGGCGUCAAACACAUCAAGUUCUGGACUCUGUGUGGAAACGCUCUGACACCCAAGAGGGGAAUCUUCGGGAAGGCGGGUGACCUUCAGACCAUCUUGUGUGUGGCCACCGCCAAGGAGCAAACCACCUACUCAGGCGCGCUCAAUGGCGACGUGUAUGUGUGGCGCGGAAUCUCCCUGGUCAGGACCAUCCAGGCGGCACACGGAGCGGGAAUCUUCAGCAUGCACGCCUGUGAAGAAGGUUUUGCCACCGGAGGACGAGACGGUUGUGUGCGACUGUGGGACGUCGACUUCAAGCCCAUAACCAAAAUCGAUCUUCGUGAAGCCGAGCAGGGAUACAAAGGUCUGUCCAUCCGAAGCGUCUGCUGGAAGGCUGACCGCAUCCUGGCAGGCACACAGGACAGCGAGAUUUUUGAGGUCAUGGUCCGGGACCGGGACAAACCGGUUCUGCUGAUGCAAGGUCACAGCGAGGGGGAACUGUGGGCACUGGACCUUCAUCCCAAGCAGCCAGUCGCUGCUACCGGAAGCGAUGACCGCUCUGUCAGGCUCUGGAGUCUGCCAGACCGAACCCUGCUGGCUCGCUGUAAUAUGGAAGAAUCGGUGCGCAGCGUUUCCUUCAACAACGACGGAUCUCAGCUGGCUCUGGGAAUGAAGGAUGGCUCCUUCACGGUCCUGCGAGUCAGGGACAUGACGGAGGUGGUGCACAUUAAGGACAGGAAGGAGGUGAUACACGAGCUCAAGUUCUCACCAGACGGCUCCUUGUUGGCGGUGGGCUCCAAUGAUGGUGUGGUGGACGUCUACGCUGUCGCCCAACGCUUUAAAAAAGUGGGCGAGUGCGGCCACUCUACCUCCUUCAUCACACACCUGGACUGGUCCGUGGACUCCCGUUUCCUGCAGACUAACGACGGCGCCGGAGAGCGCCUCUUUUUCCGGAUGCCAGGUAAAGUGCUGUCCAAAGAAGAGGCCAAGGGUAUCCACUGGAUGACGUGGACGGGUGUUCUGGGGCCAGAGGUUAACAGCAUCUGGCCUAAAUACUCCAACGUCACCACCGUCAACUCUGUGGACGCCAACUACAGCAGCGCCGUGCUGGUGACUGGCGAUGACCUCGGCCUCGUAAAACUCUUCAGGUUCCCGUGUCUCAAGAAAGGUGCCAAGUUCAAGAAGUACAUCGGCCAUUCUGCACAUGUGACCAACGUGCGAUGGUCUAAGGAUCUUCAGUGGGUCGUCAGCACCGGCGGGGCCGAUCACGCCGUCUUUCAGUGGCGCUUCCUGCCUGAGGGUAUCAUGAACGGUGUCCUGGAACCCCUCCUCCAAGAGGGUUACGCCGACUCCAACAGCGGCGACUCAGACUCUGACGUGUCCGACGUGCCAGAAAUCGACUCGGACAUCGAACAGGAAUCUCAGCACAACUACGAGCGUCAGGUGUAUAAGGACGACCUCCCGCAGCUGCGGAGGAAGCUGAUUGGUUCUCUGAAGAGGCAAAAAGCACCGGAGGAGGGGCUCAGCCUGCAAUUUGUUCAUGGGUACCGUGGCUUCGACUGCCGUAACAACCUGUUCUACAGCCAGGGCGGGGAGGUGGUCUACCAUGUGGCUGCGGUGGCUGUGGUCUACAACCGCCUGCAGCACAGUCAGAGGUUCUAUCAGGGCCACGAUGACGACAUCCUCAGCCUCACCCUGCACCCGCUGAAAGAUUACGCCGCCACCGGCCAGGUGGGCCGGGACCCGGCCGUCCACGUCUGGGACAUCUCAACUCUCAAAUGCCUGUCGCUGCUCAAAGGUCACCACAGCAAAGGAGUUAGUGCGCUGGACUUCACAGCUGACGGAAAGAGCCUGGUGUCUGUGGGAAUGGACGACUUUCACUCCAUCGUCAUCUGGGACUGGAAGAAAGGUGAACGACUGGCUAAGAGCAGGGGCCACAAGGACAAGAUCUUUGUGGUGAAGAGCAACCCCUUCAGGAUGGACAAGCUGGUGACCUUAGGGAUGAAACACAUCAAGUUCUGGCAGCACUCAGGAGGCGGUCUGACAUUCAAACGUGGAAUUUGCGGGAACCUGGGCAAGCAGGAGACCAUGAUGUCUGCGUGUUACGGUCGCUCAGAGGACUUUGUCUUCUCGGGCGCCACCAACGGUGACGUUUACAUCUGGAGAGAAACCACGCUUGUGAAGACGGUCAAGGCCCACGACGGUCCCGUGUUCGCCAUGUGCUCCCUGGAUAAGGGUUUCGUGACGGGUGGGAAGGACGGUGUGGUGGAACUCUGGGAUGACAUGUUCGAAAGAUGUCUGAAGACCUACGCUAUCAAGAGAGCACUCCUGUCUCCGUCCUCCAAAGGACUGCUGCUGGAAGACAACCCGUCCAUCAGAGCCAUCACCCUGGGUCACGGCCACAUCCUGGUGGGGACCAAGAACGGAGAAGUUCUGGAGAUCGACAAGAGCGGUCCGAUGACGCUACUGGUCCAGGGCCACAUGGAGGGCGAGGUAUGGGGUUUAGCAGCUCACCCGCUACUUCCUGUCUGCGCCACCGUUGGCGAUGACAAAACGCUGAGAAUGUGGGAACUUUCUGCCAACCACCGCAUGGUUGCCGUGCGCAAGCUCAAAAAAGGUGGACGCUGCUGCGCCUUUUCUCCAGACGGCAAAGCGCUGGCGGUGGGUCUGAAUGACGGCAGCUUCCUGGUGGUCAACGCCGACACCUUGGAGGACAUGGUGACGUUCCACCACCGGAAGGAGCUGGUCUCCGACAUCCGCUUCUCCCAAGGCGCAGGGAAGUACCUGGCUGUGGCGUCCCAGGAUUCCUUCGUGGACAUCUACAACGUGCUGACCAGCAAGAGAGUUGGCAUCUGCAAAGGAAUCAGAAGCUUCGUCACGCACAUGGAUUGGGAUGCUCGAGGAAAACUUCUGCAGGUCAACACAGGAAGUAAGGAGCAACUGUUUUUUGAGGCUCCUCGAGGACGCAGACAGAGCAUCAGCGACGUGGAGUUUGACAAGCUGGACUGGGCCAGCUGGACUUCAGUUCUGGGUCCCAGCUGUCAGGGAAUUUGGCCAACCUACGGUUUUGUGAACGCCGCAUCGCGCACCAAGGACGGUAAAGUGCUCGCCACCGGGGACGACUUUGGCUUCCUGAAACUCUUCAGUUUCCCCUGCAGGGGUCAGUUUGCCAGGUCCAAGAAGUACGUUGCCCACAGCGCCAACGUGACCAAUGUGCGCUGGGCCAAUGACGACGCCACGCUGCUGUCUGUGGGCGGAGCCGACACGGCGCUGAUGAUCUGGACCAGAGAGGCGGGUCACAAGGAGAACAAGGCGGUGGACAGUGAAGAAUCUGACGAUGACGUGGAGGAAGACGGAGGCUACGACAGCGACGUGGCGCGUGAGAAGGCGGUGGACUACGUGACCAAGGUCUACUCUGCCAGCAUUAGGAAGAUGACGGGAACUAAACCUCAUCUGCAGCACAAGGAACUUCCUGUCGACGAAAGACCUGUGGUGAGUCGAGCAACACCACUGCCUGAGAAACUUGCCAAGAGCAACGUGAUCAAGACAAAGAAAGGGGUAGAAGAACUGCAGCUGGAACACGUGUUUGGCUACCGAGGCUUCGACUGUCGCAACAACCUGCAUUACCUCAACGAGGGCGCUGACAUGGUCUUCCACACGGCGGCCGUCGUGGUGAUCCAGAACCUUUCUUCCGGAAGGCAAAGUUUUUACCUGGAGCACACGGACGACAUCCUGUGCCUGACCGUCAACCAGCACCCCAAGUACCACAACGUCAUCGCCACGGGACAGAUGGGUGACAUCACGGACCUGCCAGCAGGCCUGGCCCCCUGCAUCCACGUGUGGGACGCCACCAGCAAGCAGACCCUGUCCGUCCUGCGCUGCUCCCACGCUAAAGGUGUGGGCUACGUCAACUUUAGCGCCACCGGCAAACUUCUGCUGUCUGUGGGGGUGGAGCCUGAGCAUGUGAUCACCGUAUGGCGCUGGCAGGAAGGCACCAGGAUCACCAGCACAGGCGGCCACCCCGAGCGCAUCUUUGUGGUGGAGUUCAGACCGGACUCGGACACACACUUUGUGUCGGUGGGAAUCAAACACAUCAAGUUCUGGACUCUGGUGGGAGGCUCCCUUCUGUACAAGAAAGGUGUGGUGGGCUCGGUGGAGGACGGACGCACGCAGACCAUGUUGUCCGUGGCCUUUGGCGCUAACCACCUGACCUUUAGUGGCGCCAUCAAUGGGGACGUGUACGUGUGGCGAGAACACUUCCUGGUCCGGGUGGUGGCCAAGGCGCACGGUGGUCCGGUGUUCAGCAUGUACACCACGCUGCGGGACGGACUCAUCGUCACCGGUGGAAAGGAACGUCCGACCAAGGAAGGCGGUGCGGUCAAACUGUGGGACCAGGAGAUGAAGCGAUGUCGAGCCUUCCAGUUGGAGAGUGGCCAGCCCGUGGAGAACGUGCGGUCUGUCUGCAGGGCCAAGGGUAAAAUCUUGGUGGGAACCAAAGACGGAGAGAUCCUGGAGGUGGGAGAGAAGAACGCCGCCUCCAACACCAUGAUCAACGGACACACGCAAGGAAGCAUCUGGGGUCUGUCUGCUCACCCUUUCAAAGACGUCUUCAUCUCCGCCAGCGAUGACGGGACCGUCCGCAUCUGGGACCUGGCCGACAAGAAACUGCUGAACAAGGUAACGCUGGGACAUCCUGCCAAGUGCGUGGCCUACAGUCCCAACGGGGACAUGGUGUCCAUCGGCAUGGACAACGGAGAGUUCAUCAUCCUGUCGGUCAACUCGCUCAGCGUGUGGAGCAAGAAGAGAGACCGCAGUGUGGCCAUCCAGGAUGUUCGUUUCAGUCCAGAUAGCCACCUUCUUGCAGUGGGUUCUCUCGAAGGCGCUGUGGACUUCUAUGACCUGUCUCUGGGACCGUCUCUCAACCGCAUCGGUUCCUGCAAGGACAUCCCGGGCUCGGUCCUCCAGAUGGACUUCUCUGCCGACAGCAAACACAUUCAGGUGUCCAGCAGCACCUACACUCGACAGGUCCACCAGGUUCCUUCAGGGAAGAUCGUGGCUGAGCCCUCCACCAUUGACAGGAUCACUUGGGCCACCUGGACCAGCAUCAUGGCCGAGGAGGUUCUGGGAGUUUGGCCUCGGAACGCCGACAAGGCGGAUGUCAACUGUGCCUGCGUGUCGCACGCCGGCCUCAACCUGGUGACCGGAGACGACUUUGGCCUCAUCAAGCUCUUCGACUUCCCGUGCUCCGACAAAUUUGCCAAACACAAGCGCUACUUUGCUCACUCGGCUCACGUCACCAACCUCAGGUUCUCCUGCGACGACAAGUUUGUCAUCAGCGCCGGCGGGAGUGACUGCAGUCUGCUGGUGUGGAAAUGUCUAUGAAGUCUUUCACCUUAGCUUGCUUCCUGUCUUUCACCUUAGCUUGCUUCCUGUCUUUCACCUUAGCUUCCUUUCUGUCUUUUACCUUAGCUUACUUCCUGUCUUUCACCUUGGCUUGCUUCCUGUCUUUCACCUUUGCUUACUUCCUGUCUUUCACCUUAGCUUUCUUUCUGUCUUUUACCUUAGCUUACUUCCUGAUUUUUACCUUAGCUUACUACCUGUCUUUCACCUUGCUUCCUUUCUGUCUUUCACCUUAGCUUACUUCCUGUCUUUCACCUUAGCUUACUUCCUGUCUUUCACCUUUGCUUACUUCCUGUCUUUCACCUUAGCUUCCUUUCUGUCUUUUACCUUAGCUUACUUCCUGUCUUUCACCUUGCUUCCUUUCUGUCUUUCACCUUAGCUUACUUCCUGUCUUUCACCUUAGCUUACUUCCUGUCUUUCACCUUUGCUUACUUCCUGUCUUUCACCUUAGCUUCCUUUCUGUCUUUUACCUUAGCUUACUUCCUGAUUUUUACCUUAGCUUACUUCCUGUCUUUCACCUUGCUUCCUUUCUGUCUUUCACCUUAGCUUACUUCCUGUCUUUCACCUUAGCUUACUUCCUGUCUUUCACCUUUGCUUACUUCCUGUCUUUCACCUUAGCUUCCUUUCUGUCUUUUACCUUAGCUUACUUCCUGAUUUUUACCUUAGCUUACUUCCUGUCUUUCACCUUGCUUCCUUUCUGUCUUUCACCUUAGCUUACUUCCUGUCUUUCACCUUUGCUUACUUCCUGUCUUUCACCUUAGCUUCCUUUCUGUCUUUUACCUUAGCUUACUUCCUGUCUUUCACCUUAGCUUACUUCCUGAUUUUUACCUUAACUUACUUCCUGUCUUUCACCUUGCUUCCUUUCUGUCUUUCACCUUAGCUUGCUUCCUGUCUGUUAUGUUAACUUGCUUCCUGUCUUUUACCUUAGCUUGCUUCCUGUCUUUCACCUUAGCUUCCUUUCUGUCUUUUACCUUAGCUUACUUCCUGAUUUUUACCUUAGCUUACUUCCUGUCUUUCACCUUGCUUCCUUUCUGUCUUUCACCUUAGCUUACUUCCUGUCUUUCACCUUAGCUUACUUCCUGUCUUUCACCUUUGCUUACUUCCUGUCUUUCACCUUAGCGUCCUUUCUGUCUUUUACCUUAGCUUACUUCCUGAUUUUUACCUUUGCUUACUUCCUGUCUUUCACCUUUGCUUACUUCCUGUCUUUCACCUUAGCUUCCUUUCUGUCUUUUAUGUUAACUUGGUUCCUGUCUUUUACCUUAGCUUGCUUCCUGUCUUUCACCUUAGCUUACUUCCUGUCUUUUAUGUUAACUUGCUUCCUGUCUUUUACCUUAGCUUGCUUCCUGUCUUUUACCUUAGCUUGCUUCCUGUCUUUCACCUUAGCUUACUUCCUGUCUUUCACCUUUGCUUACUUCCUGUCUUUCACCUUAGCUUCCUUUCUGUCUUGUACCUUAGCUUACUUCCUGUCUUUCACCUUGCUUCCUUUCUGUCUUUCACCUUAGCUUGCUUCCUGUCUUUUAUGUUAACUUGCUUCCUGUCUUUUACCUUAGCUUGCUUCCUGUCUUUCACCUUAGCUUACUUCCUGUCUUUAACCUUUGCUUACUUCCUGUCUUUCACCUUAGCUUCCUUUCUGUCUUUUACCUUAGCUUACUUCCUGAUUUUUAACUUAGCUUACUUCCUGUCUUUCACCUUGCUUCCUUUCUGUCUUUCACCUUAGCUUGCUUCCUGUCUUUUAUGUUAACUUGCUUCCUGUUUUUCACCUUAGCUUGCUUCCUGCCUCGUCCCUCUGAGGUUACGCUUAUAUCAGCACAACAUGUACAUCUACAGAUGUGAUGAAAUGUAGAUGUGACAACAUCUGUAUAAAGUCUUUCACGUUAGCAUGUUUCUGGGCUGCGACCAAACCUGCCCGUUGCUCCUAGGCAGGACUUUGUUGUUUACCCAAACUCAUCCACACCAAGGACUUCUACCUCAAAGUCAUAUUGAAGGGACAUAAUUCAUGGUAGAAAUACUUUUGGAUGGUUACCAUAGCAACAGUCUUUUUGGAAAAAAUACUAUUAUUGUACGAGAGUGGCUAGAAUAGAUAGCAUGUGUAUUUUGUCUCCUGCUUGCAUGUUUGCUAAUGACCUUUUCUUCCAGUGUUGGUUAUUGUCAUAUUUUUAUUUACACCUGACCAGCCUAGUCCAGCACUAGCAGCAAGCUAAGUCCUCAGAUAGUACUGCAGUCUAAGUGGACAACAAGUCCUCAGAUAGUACUGCAGUCUAAGUGGACUACAAGUCCUCAGAUAGUACUGCAGUCUAAGUGGACUACAAGUCCUCGGAUAGUACUGCAGUCCAAGCAUACUACAAGUCCUCAGAUAGUACUGCAGUCUAAGCGGACUACAAGUCCUCAGAUAGUACUGUAUUGUAUUUGUUAUCACUGUGUUUCAACAACGUUUACACAAAUAAGAACAAAGGUACCUUUUACAACAUUGUGAGAAAUAUACAUUGUGUGUGUUGUACAGUCAAACCCCGCUUCCAUAUGAGUUGGGAAAUUGUGUUAGAUGUAAAUAUAAACAGAAUACAAUGAUUUGCAAAUCCUUU